AUUUAGUUAUAAUAUUUGUUUUUUUUCAAUCUACUUCCUAGAGAGUUUGACGUAGAUGCACAAAUUAUUUUAUUCCCACCUAACGAUGUCAUUGUUGAUUGGCUAUUUUUUUGUUUUGUUUUUUGUUUUUUUGUUUUUUUUGUAUGCGUGUGAAAUCUCGCUAUAGUCACAAAAUGAGUUUAAAUAAACAAUGAAAAUCAAUUAAUUAAGCAAUAGCGACACCAAAUAGAAGGCAAACCCCCAAUACGAAAAGGAGUUGAAGAGCAACGCAAAGCGACACAGAAAGAGAAAAAUAGACUUGUCGAUGGCGAACGGAGAUUGAGGAAUUACAUAAGGAAAACGGCCCAAACCCCUCUCUCAUCUGAACCCUUGGGUACAAGCCCUAGCUUCAUGGUCAACGGCCAAGGGAGGACCGUAACCGGCGACGAUAAUAAUAUGGAAGAACAUAUCAUCUACAUUGAAGAAAGAAAGAGAAGCUUUGGCCAAUGAAGCAACUUGUAUCCUUAGGGUGCAUGAAGGACCGCGUCAUGCAAAUGAAAAGGCAUACACACCUAAGCUAGUUUCCAUAGGGCCUUAUCACCAUGGUCAACCCAAACUACUUGCUAUGCAAAAACGUAAAGAGCGUUAUUUGGAAUCGCUCCUUCAACAUAACAAUAACCUGAGUGUGGAGCCUUACUUAGAUUGCAUGAAGAAGAUAGAAAAAUGAGCUCGCAAGUAUUAUGCAAACCCAGUUGACCACCUCAAUAGUGAUGAAUUCGUGAAAAUGAUGCUAUAUGAUGCUUGCUUUGUUACCAAGUUUGCUCUUGGUAUGUUUGAGGUUAGACAUAAACCACAAGAUGUGGGUGAUGAAGUCAAAGUAUCAUGGAUGAGAAAACAAAUAUGCAAUGAUUUGAUACUCCUUGAAACCCAACUUCCAUUCUUUUUUAUAUCUGAAUUUUAUUACAUAAGCUAUGACGUGACAAUGACCCAAAAUCCAAACCAAAAUCAUCCUGAUCCUACCUCCACCUGCACCCUCACCCUCACCCUCACCCUCACUCCCAAGAAGCUGGCUUUGUUGCCUUUCAAUAAAAAGUUAAAAAGAAUGAUUGACAUUUCCAGAAUCGAUUAUGAAAGUGCAUCUCAAAGCGAGCAUUUCCUUGACUUGAUGCGUAAUAUUUGUCUUCUCUCCUCCUCCAAAGAUGAGUCAAGUGAUUGCCAAAACAAGAAUCAGAGAAUGACUUGCUCUAAAAUCUUGUGUGUGAUAGAGCUUGUGGACACAGGUGUCAAGUUCGAGGUUAAAGAGGAGCCUAGCCUCUGCAUAUUUGAUAUAUGCUUUGAACAUUGUCAUUUUAAAAUACAAAAGUUCUCUCUGAUUCGACAUAAACAUUCUUCCGUAACAUCAUUACCUAUGAACAACAUUCCUCACAAGACGAACCCUGAUAAGAUAUCAAUCAAGAUUGAGCUGCAUAUAGCUAAGUCUGAGUCUAAACCAUUAGAUCAAUCUCAGCAGCAGCCUCAGCAGCUGCAGCAGCAGACAACACCGACUCAGUAUCAACACAGGGCUAGACUCACUCCUCUAGUGCAGCUGUAGUCUCCUCGAGCAGAGCAAUGCAAAGCAUCCAAGGCAGUUCAUCCCAUGUGCUUGACUGUCAUGCAUAAUAUCUCACAGACUUGUAAAGUUAGUAACUCACUAACUGGAGUUGGUUAGGUUUGUUAGUCUGUUAGAAUUAGAGAGUUAGUUACAUAUUGUUGUAAAAGUAAACAAUGCAUCUUCUUGAAUAAAGCAAUCUCAAUUUAUCUGUUUCUUCAUGGUAUCAGAGCUUCCAGAGCUCUCACGAGCAUUCAUCAAUUGCCGAUCAAUCAUCUUCUUGUCUUCCAUCAAACUUGAGUCUUCUCAUUUCUAAUUUCACUUCUCUAGUCGCAGUCAAGUUAGAUUCAAGUAAUUUUUUGAUAUGGAAAAGUCAGGUGCAAAAUGUGUUGCAAGCUACUAAUCUCUUAGGGUUCAUAAUUGGUACAAAUCCAUGUUCUCCAUCAGAAAUCAUCAAUUCCACUGGAAAUACAGUCUCUAAUCCAGACUUCAUCAAAUGGCAGAAAAUUGAUGCACAUCUUCUAAGUUGUCUCACUGCAACUUUGUCUCCUUCAAUUUAUUCUUCGAUUUUACAUCUUCAGCAUAGCUUAGAGGUCUGGACAGUAUUAAAAAAGAAGUUUACAUCUCUAUCUCAAUCGCAUAUUCAUCAAUUGAAGAUCAAACUUCAAACAAUAUCAAAGAAAUCUUUAUCCAUGGAAGAAUAUCUUUCUCAAAUUGAAGAUAUUUUACAUCAGCUAGCUUUGGCUUCUUCAUGAAUAGAAGAUGAGGAUUUGAUCUUGUUAACACUAAAUGGACUUCCUGAAGAAUAUGAUGCCUUCAAAACUGCCAUUUGUUCUAGAUCAGAUGUGAUCUCUAUGGAGGAACUAUGUGCUUUCCUUUGCUCAAAUCAAUUCAUGUCGAGAACAAGAUCAAGCAUAAUCAUGAUUUAACUAUGGCCUAUGCAGCCACCAAAGGAUCAUCUGGAUCUUCUGGUUUUGAAACUCAGUCAUCUUCUUCUCAGCCUGGUUCCUAUAGAGGUGUUUCAUCAUAAUCUAGAGGCCAAAAUUCUUACAGAGGUAGAUGAGGUAGAUAUAUGAGUCAGAGAGAGAGAUACAAUCACAGAGGUCGAGGCAUGUAUCAAUCCUCAUAUCAACAAUCAUCAUCCAAUGGUUGUCAGAUCUGCGGAGGACUUAGUCAUACAGCUUUUGAUUGCUAGUGUCGCAUGGAUCCUCACUACAAACCUAUGAUUUCUUCUUCUCAAUCACCACAGUUUCAGACUCAGCCAUCUACAAGGGCCUACAUUGCAGCAAUUCCUCCAAACUCUGUUUUUCCUUCUUCAUCACAGGAAACAAAUACACCUUGGUAUAUAGACUCUAUAGCUACUUCUCAUAUGACUAAUGAUCUGAACAAUCUCUUUUUCCAUCAUCCUUAUCCUAGCCAAGAUCAUGUCACUGUUGGGAAUGGCUCUUCCUUACCUAUUUCACAUGUUGGUAAAUGAUUAUUACUUACUUUUACUUUCUCUUUUCAACUCAAUAUUCUCCUCCAUCUUCAUGCUAUCACUUCUAAUCUCCUAUCUGUUCAGCAAUUAGCAAAGGAUCAUAACUGUGUCAUUGUGUUUGAUGCUAAUUCUUUUUUCAUACAUGAAAAGUCCAUGAACAAGGUCCUACAUAGAGGGACUAACGUCAAUGGACUAUAUCAGUUUAAUUGUCCUUCAUCUACAUUUUUUCCUCAAGCUCAUAAAACCUGCACAACUGCUUCUAACUCUGAAUUGAUAUGGCAUCAAAGACUAAGACAUAUCUCUCAUGAAAAGUUUCAGCACUUAGCUUCACAGCUGACUUCUUCACUUGUUUUGAAUAAAACCUUGUCUUGCAUUGAUUGUAAUGUUUCUAAAAUGCACAGACUACCUUUUACGUUGUUCAUUUCCACUGUUAACUCUCCUUUUGCACUAGUGCAUAGUGAUGUAUGAGGACCAUUUGCUUCUGACAAUUCACAAAUAAGAUCUUAUGUACUGUUCAUUGAUGAUUUUUCUAGAUUUACUUGGGUCUAUCCUUUGCUUUAUAAAAAUGAGGUUUACUUCAAAUUUCUUGAUUUUAAGGCUUAUGCUGAAAAUCGAUUACAUACAUCUCUUAAAAUCUUAGGAACAGAUAAUAUGACAGAGUUUGUCAACAAAUGAAUGGACUCUUUACUAACAUCUCAGGGCAUUAUCCAUCAAACUAGUUGUCCUUAUACUCAAGCUCAAAAUGGCAUAGGUAAAAGAAAACAUAGGCAUGUAACUGAGACAGCUAUUGCCCUUUUACAUCAUUCUUCUUUACCAAUGAAAUAUUGGUUUGCUGCCAUUGCCACUGAUGUUUUUCUCAUCGAUAAAGUGCCUAGUUCAGUUCUUGCCCAUAAGUCUUCAUUUGAAACUCUGUUUAACAAGUCCUGUGAUUUUUCCUAUUUUAAGGUCUUUGGAUGUCAGUGUUUCCCAUGGCUUCAGCCUUAUACUUCUCAUAAACUCCAACCUAACUCUCUCUCUCUCUCUCUCUCUCUCUCUCUCUUGUGUAUUCAUUGGUUAUUAUCCUACCAUCAAAGGCUAUAGAUGUUUAGAUCCACACACUAGUAAAGUCUAUGUGUCUUGGCAUGUCCUGUUUAAUGAAACAUGCUUUCCUUUUUCCAACACUUCAUCUGCUCCUGUCAUCUCUUCACCUUCACCAUCUCUUAGCUUUUUCUUUUGGUCAUCAGCUUCUCCUCCUUCUUCUCCUGGUUCUUCUGUAUCUGUGCCAUCAUCUUCCUUAUUGCCUUCCUCUCUUCCUGAAUUUGUCUCUCCUCCACCUUAUUCCAUUCAUAUUACCUCCAUUACUAUUGAUCUCCCUUUUUAGUCUAAUCCACCUCCAACACCUCGCACCACUCCUUUUCUCUCUACACUUAACUCUCAUUCCAUGAUUACCAAGUCCAAAGCCAGAAAUUUUGUUUGUCUUUAGGUUUCCACCAUUAAUCUUUCUAAUAAAUUGCUUCAUACUGAGCCAACUACUGUCAAAGAAGCUCUUCAGUCUCCUGUUUGGGUUGCUGCCAUGACAGAUGAAUUUAAAGCUCUUCAAGCUUAAGGUACUUAGACUUUGGUCCCUCAUUUCUCUUCUAAAUUGGCUAUUGGCUGUAAGUGGGUCUUUCGUAUUAAGAAGAACUUAGAUGGUAGAAUUGCCAAACAUAAAGCCAGGUUGGUUGCUAAGGGGUAUUUGCAGCAUGAAGUUAUUGAUUUUCAAGAAACAUUUAGCCCAGUGGCUAAACAACCCACAAUUAGGAUUUUUCUCUAUUUGGCUCUUCAUUAUAAUUGGUCUAUCAAAUAGUUAGCUAUAGGGGUGCAACUUGGGCGGGCUUAACCUGAGCAACCCGAGCUCAGCCUGAAUUUUUUUAUGGAUUGGACAAGAUAUUUUCAAAUUUGGUACGGGCUUGGGCAAAAAUUCAGAAGCCUGAAUUAAAUUUGGACGGGUUUGGGCAAAAACGUCAAACAACCCGAGCAACCC
Molecule: messenger RNA, 5046 nt
Organism: Camellia sinensis
Lineage: Eukaryota; Viridiplantae; Streptophyta; Magnoliopsida; Ericales; Theaceae
Source: RefSeq, a predicted model, not a curated record